Salmo salar (Atlantic salmon) is the source of this 2239-nucleotide messenger RNA. Lineage: Eukaryota; Metazoa; Chordata; Actinopteri; Salmoniformes; Salmonidae. The record is from RefSeq and is a predicted model, not a curated record.
UUGUGUUCUUUCUCUCUUUCUCUUUUGCUGCACUCUGACUGCUUGUCCUUCCGAUCACACGGCUUUCCUCUCUUUCUUUUUUAAAUCUGUCUGUCCUCAUUGUCGCCCACGUCUAUAUCUCUCUCUCUCUGUCGCCCAAGUGUCUUUAUCUCUCUCUCUUUCUCGCUCUCUCUGUCGUUCACCCUGCUCUCUCUGUGGAACAGCUCUAACUAACAUACGACUCAAGUGAAUUCAACAUGAAUCAAAUGUGAAUCGUUCAUGUGUGAGUCUGAACUAAAUCUAAAGCAAAUCAUAAGUGACUCAGAACAGACAAUGAGAAUAAAAAGAGUAGGGGACACAGAGUAAUAGGUGAACCAAGUGAAUCAAGUGAAGAGAAGGGGGAAGUGUGAUAGUGUAGAUACAGGUUCUGGGGGCUGGUCAUGCUGGAGCUAGAGAGCAGAGGGAGACAGUGGAGGUUCUGGGGGCUGGUCAUGCUGGAGCUAGAGAGCAGAGGGAGACAGUGGAGCUUCUGGGGGCUGGUCAUGCUGGAGCUAGAGAGCAGAGGGAGACAGUGGAGGUUCUGGGGGCUGGUCAUGCUGGAGCUAGAGAGCAGAGGGAGACAGUGGAGGUUCUGGGGGCUGGUCAUGCUGGAGCUAGAGAGCAGAGGGAGACAGUGGAGGUUCUGGGGGCUGGUCAUGCUGGAGCUAGAGAGCAGAGGGAGACAGUGGAGCUUCUGGGGGCUGGUCAUGCUGGAGCUAGAGAGCAGAGGGAGACAGUGGAGGUUCUGGGGGCUGGUCAUGCUGGAGCUAGAGAGCAGAGGGAGACAGUGGAGGUUCUGGGGGCUGGUCAUGCUGGAGCUAGAGAGCAGAGGGAGACAGUGGAGGUUCUGGGGGCUGGUCAUGCUGGAGCUAGAGAGCAGAGGGAGACAGUGGAGGUUCUGGGGGCUGGUCAUGCUGGAGCUAGAGAGCAGAGGGAGACAGUGGAGGUUCUGGGGGCUGGUCAUGCUGGAGCUAGAGAGCAGAGGGAGACAGUGGAGGUUCUGGGGGCUGGUCAUGCUGGAGCUAGAGAGCAGAGGGAGACAGUGAGACCUAGGAAAUGCUGCUCAUGGAGAUCAGACAUACACAUGCACACAAAUACUCACACACACGCUAUCGCAGGCAGAUGUUGUAAACACACACACAUACCUGCACACACGCAGAAACAGAUGUGUAAACACACCCCUCCACACACACACACACAGUCAGCCACCAGUAAGUAGCAUUACAUCUGGUGUAACAGCUGCAGCCGCAGCAGGAGGUUCUAGAAGACCUCAGGCAUCCCCCACCAUGACCUCUGACCUUGGAGAGGUCACAGCUGACCGUUUACCCCCUGAGGCUGAGUAGGGAAGACACAGGGAGAAAUCUGGAAAUCUCUCACUGAGAUGCAAGUUAGUUAGUUCCUUAGUUAGUCAGCUAGCCACCUAGUUAGCUAGCCAGCUAGUUAGUUAUUCACUCAGAUCUUACAGUAUAUGCAAUUGGGACAGAGUUACCUCCACCAACCAGGUGCUAGGGCUAGUUUCUCUUCUCUAUAUGACCAGAUACUCAGAGAGAAUCCUGUCCACUCCCACACAUGUUAGUAUGUCCACAGUCUCCCCUCUAAAAAAAAAAGAAAGAGGUUUGGCUUGGCAUUUCAGUCCAGAAAUGCCUGCACAAUAUGUUUGUCUUUGCCAAAGACCAAGACACAAUGUCAUGCUGUUUGGGCUAUGCUAUGAAACCAGCUUGGGGAGGGGAGUGGUAGAGCUAGUGUCUCUGUGUAGAAAAGUUCCCCAUUCCUCUAGCUAUCAAUGGAGAACAAGGUUUCAAUACAGCAUGGGAAGCUAUAGGUUUCAAAGCAGCAUGAGUAGACUGCACUGUUUCAGUAUUUCAGUGCAUGUGUUCGUGGGUUCAGUCACCUUGCUUAGUGUUGGAUGAUGCAUUGCACAGUGCUAGAGUUGUUGAGAGUAGUUUGAAUGGAACAAUCCAUUUUUAUAUAGCAUGUAACAGCUAUACAGAAAGCUGAAAGUACAGUGCAACUUAACCUUGUAGAAGUAGUCUGUCAUAAUACAGCAUGCUAACCGUGUCUGAGUUCCUGUCAGUGAGUGAACUCAGCAGCUACCUUCUAGGAAUGGUCUCCUACUACUUCUUCUCUCUUCUAUUUGAAUCAAGAGGGGCUACGCCAGCUUCCUCCAUGUCCCGCCCCCUCCCUCUCUGACUGUUUGUGUGUGUGUGUGUGUGUGUGUCCA